Messenger RNA from Eriocheir sinensis (Chinese mitten crab), 4152 nucleotides. RefSeq names its product cell surface glycoprotein 1-like. The transcript has 13 exons. Gene Ontology annotation, cellular component: nucleoplasm. The record is from RefSeq and is a predicted model, not a curated record. Lineage: Eukaryota; Metazoa; Arthropoda; Malacostraca; Decapoda; Varunidae. The coding region runs from base 319 to 2595 and encodes 758 amino acids.
CCGGCAGUCCUCAGUCCUCAGUUAUCAACGAGCAGUGUCCGUGGGAGGAUACGUGCCGUGUGUCUGGUCUGUGCUCAAUUAAUUUUCCGAGUAGUGUGGAUUAAAUCAGUGUGAACAUCCAGUUGGGAUAUACGGAAGCCUGAGUAAUUAGCAGCGUGGGACCCAGCGUGGAAUACUUGAGCGGUGAGUGUGCGUGGCGUGGCGCUGCGAGGGGCCGGCGGCGGGAGGGAGGUGGUGCAGGCGCGUCCUCGGGCUGCUGGGGACCGCCGCCACUUGAUCGUGACCCGCACGUAAACACAAACCACAACACCAGCCACCAUGGGUAUCCGCCACUCCAAGAAGUCCCACGACAUUCAGUCCAGCCCCAAGAAAAACGGGAGCACGGCCGAGACGGAGGUGAAGAUCAAAGAGCUGCCUGAGGACGCCCCCGUCAAGCUCGAGGAGGCCAAGGAGGUGGAGACCAUCGAGGAAGUGGCAGAGAAGACCGCCGCGGCACCCAACGGGGAUGCCACGGCAGAGCAGACGCAGGUGGAGGGCCUGAACGAAGCCAACAAGGAGGACGCCAAGGAAAAGGAGACGGAAACAAAGGAAGAAGAAAAGAAAGAAGAAGAAAAGAAAGAAAAGAAAGUCAAGAAGAAGAAAUCAUUCAGGAGUUUCUCGUUCCUGCGUCGGGAGAAGAAGGUCGCCAAGGCGGAGAACACGAACGGGGACUUGCCCAAAGAGGAGGCCAAGGCUGAAGGUGAACAGAAGGAUGAGGUGAAGAAAGAAGAAGCAGCAUCAGUUUCCCCAGUAGUGGAGGAAAAGCAGGAGGAGGCAGCAGCAGCGCCCGCUCCAGCACAGGAGGAGAAGAAGGAAGAGGCCCCCAAGGAGGAGGAAGCCCCCAAGCCAGCUGAGGCCCCGGCCCAGGAGGCUGCUGCUCCAGCAUCCCCCAAGGAGGCAGCCCCUGCUGGUGAGCCUGCUGCUCCAGCCACACAAGUCACCCCUGCAGCAGAGGCCGCACCACCAGCACCAUCUAGUCCCGUCCAGGAAUCCGUACCAGCUCCAGUUGUUGCUCCUGCCCCAGCAGAAACAGCACCUGCUGAGCCUACCCCAGCUCCUGCUGCUGAGCCUACCCCAGCUCCUGCUGCUGAGCCUACCCCAGCUCCUGCUGCUGAGCCUACCCCAGCUCCUGCUGCUGAGCCAACCCCAGCUCCUGCUGCUGAGCCUACCCCAGCUCCUGAGCCUACCCCAGCUCCUGUUGCUGAGCCUACCCCAGCUCCUGUUGCUGAGCCUACCCCAGCUCCUGCUGCUGAGCCUACCCCAGCUCCUGAGCCUACCCCAGCUCCUGUUGCUGAGCCUACCCCAGCUCCUGCUGCUGAGUCAGCUCCAGCAGCACCAGCUGAGCCUACCCCAGCAGCACCAGCUGAGGCUGCUCCAGCAGCUCCUGCUGAGCCCACCCCAGCCCCUCCUGCUGAACCCACCCCAUCCCCUGAGCCUACCCCAGCCCCCCCUGCUGAGCCCACCCCCGCUGCCACAGUUUCUGAAACAGCAACUGUAGAAUCCACACCACUAACAGAAGCAGUAGUUGAAUCUAUACCAACUCAAGCCCAAGAGCCUGUAAUAGAGUCUGUUCCAGUUCAAACACAGGAAUCUGUUGUAGAAUCUAUUCAGGCUCCAGCCACAGAUGUUGCUGUAGAUGCAACUCCUGCUGCAUCAACCGAAGCCACUGUAGUGGCAGCCCCUCCCUCAAGCCAAGAGUCAGCCAAGACGGAAGCUUCUCCUGUUGCGGAGUCUGCCCCAAGUUUGCCUGCUGAAGCUGCCACAGCUGUCCCUGCUGCACCAGCUCAGGAAGAAGUUCAGGAACAGAAGGAGGAGGCCCCAGCAGCUGCCCCUGAGGAGAAAAAGGAGGAAGCUCCAGCCCCUGCUGAGACACCUGCUGCUCCAGCUGAGGUGAAGGAGGAGGCCGUCAAGGAAGAGGCUGCCCCCGUAGCUGAGAGUGCCCCAGCUGAAGAGACUCCUGCUGCUGAGCCCAAGCAGGAAGAGAAGAGUGCAGAGGUGGAGGAAAGUGUUCCCAGUGUGGAGUCUCCUGUUGUGGAGUCUCAGCCCGAGCCAGCUCAGGAGACUGCUCCUGUCAAAGAGGAAGCCCCUGUGCAGGAAUCUUCCCCUGCUGAGGAAAAGACUGUUGCACAGGAAGCCAGUCCUGUUGUAGAGGAGGUUCCUGCUAAGGAAAACUUGCCUACACAGGAAGAAGCACCUGUCCAAGAGUCAUCCCCAGUAGAGGAAAAGGCACCUGCACAGGAAAGUACUCGUGUUGUAGAGGAGGUGCCUGUGAAGGAAAAUGCCCCAGUUAGUGAGGAGGCUCCGGUGCAGGAGUCCACCCCUGUGGAAAAAGUAGAUCAGACCACAGAGAGUGCAGCAGAGCCCACACAACAGUCAGAAGUGAUUCAGACCAGUGAGUCCACACCAGAGAAGAGUGCAGAAAAGGAAACCAAACAGCAGGUCACUGAGGCUGCUCCCAAGCCAGCAACAGAUGACUUGAAGGAGAAGUUCAAACAGCUGGACUCCGAGGUGGAGGCCAUGAUGAGUUUAGCAGGAGGGGGAGAAACGGAGGGUUGAACACCGACACUGGAAGAAAGCGGAGGGUGAAGGAGAGAAAGUGGAAGAGUAAGACUAAUACCUGUGCAAUGCCACAAGCCAUUCCACCGUCAAGUAUAGUCAUGCGCCAUCCCCUCCUGGAGUAUGCAGGUCUCGAGUAGAAGCAGCAACAUCCUCCGACUGUUUUGGGUUACUAAAUUCAACACUGCCGGGAUGCUCUUCAACACUUGUUUGCCAGCUAUUACACAUACUAUUUUCUGUUCUCCAGGAAGAAUACACCUGCAAAGUCAUAAGACAGUUUUAUAGCUUUUGUUGUGGGAUAUUUUGGAAGUCUUCUCUACAAAGAAUAGUGGUUGGUAGGCAGUGUUGCUGUGCCUUGAUGCUGGCCGGGCCUGUUGGGCGGCCAGUCUGGAGGGCUCAUGGGCCGGGUUCCAGGGGGAAGAGGAUAACCAUUUUUAGACAACCACUUAAUUUUGUGUUACCCAGUGCACACAUGGGAAAAUUUAUAGUAGUGGAGACAAAUUGAAAUCAACACUACUUGCAGCUGUUUCAGAGGCAAGUUGUAGUGUAAGAAGCUGACCAUGAAGUGACAACUGUGAUCACAGUGUCUCACAGCCGUGCAUGUCUCCUACCUGUUAGUUCAUAAUGAUGACUGCAAAGAUGAUGAUGAUGGUGUAGCCACAAGUGAAGUGAUAAACUAAUAACCCAGCCACAUUCUUCCCAGAUGGUAUAUAGACAUUUCAGUUCUUCCGACUCUUCUAAACUGUGUGCACUACUUGUCUUGCUCUUCAGCGGUUUUUGAGGGAGGAGUGUAGCUGGGAUGUGAACGAGAACAUUUUUUUGUAUAGUUUGUAUUAUGUAUUGUGAAUAAGGGUGAAAUUUUUUGCUAGACCAAGAUACUAUGAUUGCAUCUAUAAUGUAAAUUCUAGAAGGCAAAAAUGGAUGUUAUUGUACCAGUAGUGCUUCUACUUUAAUGGUACUUUUGUACUUUGAUGACUUUAGAGAAGAAUUAUUGCAUACCCAAUCUCAUUAGCAUAUUUGUAUUGCUCACGUAGUAAUGUUUUCUUUUUUAUUACUGCCGAUAUGUUAAGUAUAGUUUCCUUGAUUGUUCCAUGACAUGUGCUUCUGCCUGCUAGUGUUUAAGGCCCAAGCACCAUAAAAAUUGCUGUUGCAUCAUAUCGCUGAGUUCAGCAACUUGGGAUGCCAUUACUUCACCGUUCUUUAUGCCUCUGGAAAUUUUUUGGAUGAAUGUAGUGGAAAUUUUUAGUCUUUAUUUCAGGAUUUUCAGUAUAUAUGUAAACCUUAGGGGCAAUCUUUAUCUAUCAAAUUUAUUACUUUUUAUUAUAUAAUGCUUAGGAAAUAAACCUUUUUAUAUAUAAAGUUUUACAUCUGGAACAAAGCACUUGUCAAUAGAAUAAAUUUAACCUUAUUAGGGUUUCCCCUGUCCAGUAUACAGAAGGUCACUCUGCACAAAUCUUUAAGCAUUGGCAAUAAGCAAAAUUUUACUGGUGCUUUGCUGUUUUAUGAUAUCUUGAUUUGCCGUGUAAUAAAUAUAUUAAAAAGUUUACACCUUGACAA